Molecule: messenger RNA, 1109 nt
Organism: Cryphonectria parasitica EP155
Lineage: Eukaryota; Fungi; Ascomycota; Sordariomycetes; Diaporthales; Cryphonectriaceae
Product: Clavaminate synthase-like protein
Exons: 2
Coding region: 81-1109 (342 amino acids)
Molecular function (GO): dioxygenase activity
Source: RefSeq, a predicted model, not a curated record
CUCACUUCUACUCACAAACUGCAAGCACAUCCAAUUGACUUGAAUUUGAUUCUCCUUUCGUAUCCUCAAGAUUCUUCAUCAUGACGACGGAGUUCUCAUCUUUACCUAUGGUUGACCUAACUCCACUCUCACAAAAUCCACUGUUUACCGGGGACUUGAAGGACCUCAGCAGGCAGCUUGACAAUGUCUUCACUACAACAGGCUUCGCGUAUCUGACCAAUGCACCCUUGUCCUUCUCUCAUAGUGAGAUCUUCGAUCUUGCAAGGGACCUUUUCGACAUUCCUCAGCAGGAGAAGAUGAAGCAGGCCAAGAAAAUAUUUUGCCCCUCCAACACGAAUACAUAUCGCGGGUACUUUCCAUCGCAGCCAGGACAGUCAGACAAUCUGAAGGAAGGCUUCGAAAUCGGCCCAGCGAGUCCGAUCAGUGAAAAGGUUACACCAUCAAAGGACUACAAGGUCCACCUCAGCGAGCCCAACGUCUGGCCACCAGAAACUGUCCUGCCUGCCGAGAAACGACAACAGUUGGAAAAGCUUUAUACAGAGCUCCAGGCACUGUCUUUCCGCCUUCUAUCCCUCUGUGCGACGGCACUGGGAAAGCCAGAGGACUGGUUUUCUAGCUGGCUGGAUGACUCUAUCAGCACACUUCGUCUCCUACACUACCCCCCACAGCCAGGAACAGCCACCUCAUUGACGAGUGUGAACGAUCAGGCAGGCGUCAGUGGGGUCAAGCUUUGCUGUACGCCGCACACCGACUCUGGCAUCCUUACCCUCCUCCAUCAAGACCCCACCGGUGGUCUUGAAGUCCUUGGUGCCUCGGGGGAAUGGAUUGCCGCGCCUUAUAUUCCAGAGAGCAUCGUAGUUAAUAUUGGGGAUCUCAUGGCUGAAGUGUCUGGAGGCAGGUACUUGGCGACUUUGCACCGUGUCAGAGCAACAACCAUACUGGGGGUAGGCGAUAGUGGGCUAGGUAGGAUCAGUGUGCCGUUCUUCUUUGAGCCGGGCGAAAAGUGUCUGGUUAGAUCUGUAAACAGCGACAAUGAGGGGGUGUGCUAUGGCGAGCAUGUCCGUGCCAAGAUGAGCACUUGGAUCGAGUUUCAGGAUGUGGGAGCAUAA